Messenger RNA from Blastomyces dermatitidis ER-3, 1404 nucleotides. RefSeq lists its product as uncharacterized. The transcript has a single exon. The record is from RefSeq and is a predicted model, not a curated record. NCBI's taxonomy places the organism in Eukaryota, Fungi, Ascomycota, Eurotiomycetes, Onygenales, Ajellomycetaceae. Bases 1 to 1404 code for a protein of 467 amino acids.
AUGACUGGCGUAUUUAAUAGGUUAUUAUUAUUGCAGUCUACCCCCGACGAUAACGUCGAUAAGUCGCUCAAAAGAUCUCAUUCGACUUUGAGCAGGAUAUCUUCGUCCAAAAUCAGGAAAUUUCGCUAUCGAUUUCGCGACAGUAUGUCCUUUUCCCAGACAUUCACAGAACAGCCCCAAGAGGCAGGGAUUCAGAAACAUUACGACAUAGUCACCUUGCUUGGCAAUGCCGACCAGUACCCUGUGGAAGACGUACCUUCUCCGCCACCACCAGUCCAAAAUUACACGGUUGAGAAUCUUAAGGAUAGGCUCAUGUAUGUAGAUGGCGUUCUGCGAAACUCGCAGAGGAAGCCAUCCCCAAUCGGAACCCGAGCGCUACACAUUUACAAAGACACCUGCGCCCGACUGCUCGAUCUUGAGCAAGAGGACGGGGAGUUGACAGGCGUCAAAGACAUAUGGCGUGCAACAUUGCGGAAAUACGAUCGAUCGCUCCAAAAUACCCCUUGUCUGCAAGUGGCUUGUUCAUCUGAUGAUCAAAUCCUGCAAGAUAGGUUGAUCACGCUUCAAAAAGCCACAUUUUAUGCCAGAUACGCAGAUCUUUUCGCGGAGCUUUCUAUACGACCGGAGCCAGGAAUUGGGACAGCGGAGCAGCCAUACUGGGCUGAGAUUUGGAGGAAACUUCAAUUGGAAGACGACGCCUCCUACCGAUGUGUUUUCAAUGGCGUACAGUGUCAUCAGGAAAAUCCAACGCACUUAGCUAUCUAUCGAGCUUGGGACCGGAUCGGGCUCAGUCGCAGCAAUGUGAUUCAAACCAUACACGAAUUCGCAACAUGCAAGGAUCUAAAGCAUAUGAACAUCCUGCCCAUGGUAAAAACUGGAAAAUUCGACGACAUUAAAAAGCACCUUUAUCACGACUCUUCCAUCAUCCCACUUCUCAUUCACGGGGAUGACUGGAAACUACUCAGAUUUCUCAGCCUCGUAAUACAGUCAUUAACGGAUCUCUGGUUCGACCGCCGUAAAAUCGACCCGGAAAACUAUCAAAUGUGGACAUAUACGAAAGCGCUUAGGAGCUUGUAUAGGCAGCUCCAGGGAGAGGAUUAUUCUGUUCCGCAAGGGCAGCUGGCCUGUGAUAUUGCAAGGAAGAUCCGGAAGCGGCUACGGGACAUGGAGGAUGAAGAAAAGGCUAUGGAGACCCUUUCCAUGACCAUCGGGCCGGUACGCCCAUCAGGAAAUAAAAAGACCAAAAGGGCCGCGGUCUUCUCGGCGUCACAAGUCCGCGCAGAACGGGAGCGUGCUAUGAAAAUGGCGGCAGAUUGGAAUUAUAUCAUAAACCGUGUACAUGUUGCUGAGGAUACAUCGCACGCCUCUUGUGGAAAGUAUUCCGAACCCGCUGACCCUCUCUAG